AUGGAGCACCAGACUUCUGGCAUCUGGUUAUGGUUGGCCUUGAUGCUUUCUUUCUCAAGUGCCUAUGACAUUAUUCCAGGUAAACCCAUCGACCACACUAAGUCCAUUUGUAGUUCAUGGGGGAACUUCCAUUACAAGACAUUUGAUGGAGUUAUCUAUCAGUUUCCUGGUACCUGCAACUAUAAUUUGGCUUCGCACUGUGAUACCUCCUACCAUGAAUUUUCUGUCCACAUCCAGCGCUCCAUAGAGAAUGGUAGCCCAUUAAUUCACCAAAUCCUUGUACAAAUCAAGGAUGUUACCAUUGAACUGAAGAGAGGUGCUAAGAAGGCGAACGGGGAAACCUUUCAGACGCCUUACUUUAACUAUGGAAUUUUCAUAAACAAGAAAGAUGGCUACACAAAGGUGAAUACAAAGAUUGGUCUGACUCUCACAUGGAAUCAAGAAGAUUCAGUUAUGUUGGAGGUGGAUUCCAAGUAUAAUGGCAAGCUGUGCGGCCUCUGUGGGGAUUAUAAUGGCAUGCCAGUCACUAAUGAAUUUUACCUGAAUGAUAUGCCACUCAACCCUAUCCAGUUUGGAAAUAUGCAAAACAUUAAUGAUCCAACUAUGACCUGCACAAAUGUAGAUGAGAGUCAGCAAAUGAAUGUUUCCAGUUGUGGGCAAUAUGUAAGUAUAUGUACAGUACAUGUAUAUGUACACAAUAUGUGCAUGUAUUUAGCCACUAUUUAUAAUAUGCUAUACAAGUAUUUGUGCAAUAUUUAUGAUAUAAUACUUAUUCUUAUAGGGUACUCCGUGUGCAAGAGUUACCUCAGCCAAAGUGCUUUUUCAUCAUGCCAAGAUCUUCUCGAUGUAUCAGAUUACACUAUGACCUGCAUGCUUGAUGUGUGCUCCUGUAGCAGUGGCAAUGUCUCAUGUCUAUGCAGCACAUUAACUGAGUUUUCAAGGCAAUGCACUCAUGCAGGAGGGCAACCACAGAAUUGGAGAACUGAUACCCUCUGUCCUAAGCAGUGCCCUGGGAACAUGGUAUACAAGGAGAGCGGAUCCCCAUGCAUAAGUUCAUGUUCUCAUCAUGAAGUAAAAAGCUUUUGUGAGGAACAUGAUGUAGAUGGUUGUUUCUGUCCUGAUGGCACAGUGUGGGAUGACUACAAUAACACAGGCUGCAUUUCAAGUAGUAAAUGUCAAUGCAAGUAUCAAGAUAAGCUCUAUGCUCCAGGAUCAAAGAUUUUAAAUGAUUGUGAAGAAUGCUCCUGUAAUGCAGGAAAAUGGACCUGCACGCACGGAAUAUGUCCCGAAGUGUGUUCCAUUGAAGGAGGAGCUCAUUUCAAAACAUUUGACGGAAAGCCAUUCAAGUUCCAUGGCAACUGUUUCUAUUUGCUGUCUAAGGCAAGGCACCAUGAAAUACUAUACACUAUUGUAGCCGAGCUGACUCCAUGCAAUGCUUAUUCACGAGAGACUUGUCUCAAAACCAUCCAGUUCUACACAGAUGACAAUACAAAUGUCUUGUCCAUCAGAGCUGACGGAUCUGUUUUAUUGAAUGAUCUCAAAAUAAGCCUCCCUCAAGUUACAGGAGGUUUUUCAGUUAUACAGCCCACAGAAUCAAAUGUCUUUGUCAAGACAAAAUUUGGACUCCAAAUGCAAAUCUACCUCCUACCACUGAUGCAGCUGUACAUUAGCAUGGAUAAUUCUGAUAAGCAUACAUUUGAAGGUCUUUGUGGUAACUUUAAUUAUAUAGAAGGAGAUGACUUCAAAACAUCUGCAGGUAUAGAAGAAUCGACAACAUCCGCCUUUGCCAACACCUGGAAAAUACAGUCUACCUGCCAAGACUCGGUAGAAAUAUUAACAGAUCCUUGCAGCUUCAGCAUUGAGACAAAAAUCUAUGCUGAGAAAUGGUGUUCUAUGUUAAAAGAUUCAGAUUCUCCUUUUUGGAAAUGCCAUUUUGCAGUCGACCCAGUUGAAUAUUACAAGAGGUGUGAGUAUGAUACCUGCAGCUGUAGUCAUAGCGAAGCCUGCAUGUGUGCAUCGCUGUCCUCAUAUGCCAGGGCUUGUGCUGAAAAAGGAAUUAUCUUGUGGGACUGGAGGAAAGGAAUCUGUGAUAAAGAGAUUCCCAGCUGCCCAACCUCACAGAUAUACUUGUAUAACAUCACUACUUGCCAGCCUACCUGUCGCUUCCUGGCAUUUGAAGAAAAAGAAUGUGACAGUGAAUUCAUCCCACUUGAUGGAUGUGGGUGCCCAGAUGGAAUGUAUAUCAAUGAAAAAGACAGUUGUGUUCCCAAAUCAGAGUGUUCUUGCUACCAUCAAGGAAUGUAUCUAAGACCCAAUGAGGUUUUCUACAGAAUGGGUGAACGAUGUUCCUGCCAUGAAGGAAAAAUUAACUGUGAUUCUUUUAUCAAUGAGACUUGUUCUGAUGGGAAAGUCUUCCUUGAUUGUAAAAGGGAAAAGAGAUCUCACAUUUCAAGGCACAGGAGCUGUCGGACCCUGAAUAUUGGACCAGUAGGAACAGGCUGCAUCUCUGGAUGUGUGUGCCCAGAUGGGCUGCUUGAUGAUGGGAAUGGAGGUUGUGUUCAUGAGAGCGCCUGCCCUUGCUCAUAUAACAGUCAAGUGUUUCAUCAUGGAUCUAGGCUCAUUGAGGAAUGCAAAUCCUGCACAUGCGAGAGUGGGCUUUGGUCAUGCAUACAUACACCUUGUUAUGGAUCAUGUGCCAUCUAUGGGAGUGGUCAUUAUAUUACAUUUGACAAGAAAUUCUAUGACUUUGAUGGAAGUUGUGAAUUUGUAGUUGCUCAGGACUACUGCGGCGACAGUGCAUCAAAUGGUACUUUUAGAAUAAUCACAGAGAAUAUACCUUGUGGCACCACUGGAGUAACCUGUUCAAAGUCUAUCAAGAUAUAUUUAGGGAAUACAGAACUGAAGUUGACAAAUAGCCACAUGGAGAAAAAGUUUGGAGAAUCUGAAACUGAAGUGGAAUAUAGAGUCCGUGAAGUGGGUCUUUACCUGAUAAUUCAUACAAGCAGUGAUAUUUCCCUCAUCUGGGACAAGAAGACCUCCUUAUUAAUCAGGCUGCCAUCUUCCUACAAGGGCAAAGUUUGUGGUCUGUGUGGAAAUUACGAUGAUAAUGCCAACAAUGACUUCCUGACCAGUCAGUUGAUACAAGCCAACAAUGUAAUGCCAUUUGGAAAUAGCUGGAAGCGUAGUAAUGAGUGCCCUGAUGCAGACAGCAUUCCCCAGCCAUGCCUGGCAUCUCCCCAUCGCAGAUCUUGGGCUGAAAAGAAGUGUGACAUUAUCACAAAUGAAGUUUUUCGAAGUUGCCAUAGCAAGGUGGAUCCAAAACCUUUCUAUGAUGCUUGUGUAAAUGAUGUCUGCUCCUGUGACACCGGUGGGGACUGUGAGUGCUUCUGCACUGCUGUAGCUGCCUAUGCUCAACUCUGCUCUAAAGCAGAUGUCUGUAUUCACUGGAGAACACCUGAAAUUUGUCCAAUAUUCUGUGACUACUAUAACAAGGAUGAGAGUGAAUGUAUGUGGCACUACUUUGCCUGUGGCCCACAGAAUAACCACAACCACCACAUCACCAAGUUCUGCCGCUCACCACCUGUCACACACCUGGAAGGUUGUUACCCAACUUGUCCAUCUGAACGUCCUCACUAUGAUGAAAUAAAUACAUCAUGUGUUGAGCAUUGUACCUGCUUUAUCAACAACAAUACUUACAGCAUUGGUCAGCGGAUACCUAAUCCUGAACCCUGUCAAAUAUGUGAAUGUGGUACUGACCUAAAGAAGCAUUGUCAAACAGACCCAGCAUGCUGCAUCAUGGGUACUUCAACACCACCAAUACCAACAAAUACCAUCAUUUCUACAUACACUUCAUCAGAUCUCUGUGUUCAUAGUCAAUGUAAAAAUGGAACUAUUAUUACAACCACCACUCUUUGUUCAACCUCAUCUGGAGAGAAAUUACAAGGAAGUGAAAGCAGAGAGAGGAAUGGAAAAUGCUACGACUAUGUAUGCGACAGCACUUGGCAGGCGACCAACCCGAAGGAAGUGACAUGUACACCAACUACACCAACAACAACAACCCCUACAACCACCACCACAUGUGCCUGCCAUCACGAGGGAAGAGAGUACCUGGCAGGGCACAAAAUUGGAGAAAGCCACAGCAGAGAAAGGGAUGGAAAAUGCUACCACUAUGUGUGCGACAGCACUUGUAAGAGACCAACCAGAACUGAAGUAGAAUGUACACCACCAACAACCACCCCUCCAACCACCACGACAUGUGCCUGUCAUCAUGAGGGAAGAAUGUAUCAGCCAGGAGAGAAAUUAGAAGGAAGUGAAAGAAGAGAGAGGAAUGGAAAAUGUUACCACUAUGUAUGUGACAUCACCUGCAGGCGACCAAUCCGAAGUGAAGAACCAUGCCCAACAACUACACCAACAACGACAACCACCACAUGUGCCUGCCAUCACGAGGGAAGAGAAUACCUGCCAGGGCACAAAAUCGGAGGAAGCCACAGCAGAGAAAGGGAUGGAAAAUGCUACCGCUAUGUGUGCGACAGCACUUGUAAGAGACCAACCAGAACUGAAGUGGAAUGUACACCACCAACAACAACCCCUCCAACCACCACAACAUGUGCCUGUCAUCAUGAGGGAAGAAUGUAUCAGCCAGGAGAGAAAUUACAAGGAAGUGAAAGCAGAGAGAGGAAUGGAAAAUGCUACGACUAUGUAUGCGACAGCACUUGCAGGCGACCAACCCGAAGGGAAGUGACAUGUACACCAACUACACCAACAACAACAACCCCUACAACCACCACCACAUGUGCCUGCCAUCACGAGGGAAGAGAGUACCUGGCAGGGCACAAAAUUGGAGAAAGCCACAGCAGAGAAAGGGAUGGAAAAUGCUACCACUAUGUGUGCGACAGCACUUGUAAGAGACCAACCAGAACUGAAGUAGAAUGUACACCACCAACAACCACCCCUCCAACCACCACGACAUGUGCCUGUCAUCAUGAGGGAAGAAUGUAUCAGCCAGGAGAGAAAUUAGAAGGAAGUGAAAGAAGAGAGAGGAAUGGAAAAUGUUACCACUAUGUAUGUGACAUCACCUGCAGGCGACCAAUCCGAAGUGAAGAACCAUGCCCAACAACUACACCAACAACGACAACCACCACAUGUGCCUGCCAUCACGAGGGAAGAGAAUACCUGCCAGGGCACAAAAUCGGAGGAAGCCACAGCAGAGAAAGGGAUGGAAAAUGCUACCGCUAUGUGUGCGACAGCACUUGUAAGAGACCAACCAGAACUGAAGUGGAAUGUACACCACCAACAACAACCCCUCCAACCACCACAACAUGUGCCUGUCAUCAUGAGGGAAGAAUGUAUCAGCCAGGAGAGAAAUUACAAGGAAGUGAAAGCAGAGAGAGGAAUGGAAAAUGCUACGACUAUGUAUGCGACAGCACUUGCAGGCGACCAACCCGAAGGGAAGUGACAUGUACACCAACUACACCAACAACAACAACCCCUACAACCACCACCACAUGUGCCUGCCAUCACGAGGGAAGAGAGUACCUGGCAGGGCACAAAAUUGGAGAAAGCCACAGCAGAGAAAGGGAUGGAAAAUGCUACCACUAUGUGUGCGACAGCACUUGUAAGAGACCAACCAGAACUGAAGUAGAAUGUACACCACCAACAACCACCCCUCCAACCACCACGACAUGUGCCUGUCAUCAUGAGGGAAGAAUGUAUCAGCCAGGAGAGAAAUUAGAAGGAAGUGAAAGAAGAGAGAGGAAUGGAAAAUGUUACCACUAUGUAUGUGACAUCACCUGCAGGCGACCAAUCCGAAGUGAAGAACCAUGCCCAACAACUACACCAACAACGACAACCACCACAUGUGCCUGCCAUCACGAGGGAAGAGAAUACCUGCCAGGGCACAAAAUCGGAGGAAGCCACAGCAGAGAAAGGGAUGGAAAAUGCUACCGCUAUGUGUGCGACAGCACUUGUAAGAGACCAACCAGAACUGAAGUGGAAUGUACACCACCAACAACAACCCCUCCAACCACCACAACAUGUGCCUGUCAUCAUGAGGGAAGAAUGUAUCAGCCAGGAGAGAAAUUACAAGGAAGUGAAAGCAGAGAGAGGAAUGGAAAAUGCUACGACUAUGUAUGCGACAGCACUUGCAGGCGACCAACCCGAAGGGAAGUGACAUGUACAUCAACUACACCAACAACAACAACCCCUACAACCACCACCACAUGUGCCUGCCAUCACGAGGGAAGAGAGUACCUGGCAGGGCACAAAAUUGGAGAAAGCCACAGCAGAGAAAGGGAUGGAAAAUGCUACCACUAUGUGUGCGACAGCACUUGUAAGAGACCAACCAGAACUGAAGUAGAAUGUACACCACCAACAACCACCCCUCCAACCACCACGACAUGUGCCUGUCAUCAUGAGGGAAGAAUGUAUCAGCCAGGAGAGAAAUUAGAAGGAAGUGAAAGAAGAGAGAGGAAUGGAAAAUGUUACCACUAUGUAUGUGACAUCACCUGCAGGCGACCAAUCCGAAGUGAAGAACCAUGCCCAACAACUACACCAACAACGACAACCACCACAUGUGCCUGCCAUCACGAGGGAAGAGAAUACCUGCCAGGGCACAAAAUCGGAGGAAGCCACAGCAGAGAAAGGGAUGGAAAAUGCUACCGCUAUGUGUGCGACAGCACUUGUAAGAGACCAACCAGAACUGAAGUGGAAUGUACACCACCAACAACAACCCCUCCAACCACCACAACAUGUGCCUGUCAUCAUGAGGGAAGAAUGUAUCAGCCAGGAGAGAAAUUACAAGGAAGUGAAAGCAGAGAGAGGAAUGGAAAAUGCUACGACUAUGUAUGCGACAGCACUUGCAGGCGACCAACCCGAAGGGAAGUGACAUGUACACCAACUACACCAACAACAACAACCCCUACAACCACCACCACAUGUGCCUGCCAUCACGAGGGAAGAGAGUACCUGGCAGGGCACAAAAUUGGAGAAAGCCACAGCAGAGAAAGGGAUGGAAAAUGCUACCACUAUGUGUGCGACAGCACUUGUAAGAGACCAACCAGAACUGAAGUAGAAUGUACACCACCAACAACCACCCCUCCAACCACCACGACAUGUGCCUGUCAUCAUGAGGGAAGAAUGUAUCAGCCAGGAGAGAAAUUAGAAGGAAGUGAAAGAAGAGAGAGGAAUGGAAAAUGUUACCACUAUGUAUGUGACAUCACCUGCAGGCGACCAAUCCGAAGUGAAGAACCAUGCCCAACAACUACACCAACAACGACAACCACCACAUGUGCCUGCCAUCACGAGGGAAGAGAAUACCUGCCAGGGCACAAAAUCGGAGGAAGCCACAGCAGAGAAAGGGAUGGAAAAUGCUACCGCUAUGUGUGCGACAGCACUUGUAAGAGACCAACCAGAACUGAAGUGGAAUGUACACCACCAACAACAACCCCUCCAACCACCACAACAUGUGCCUGUCAUCAUGAGGGAAGAAUGUAUCAGCCAGGAGAGAAAUUACAAGGAAGUGAAAGCAGAGAGAGGAAUGGAAAAUGCUACGACUAUGUAUGCGACAGCACUUGCAGGCGACCAACCCGAAGGGAAGUGACAUGUACACCAACUACACCAACAACAACAACCCCUACAACCACCACCACAUGUGCCUGCCAUCACGAGGGAAGAGAGUACCUGGCAGGGCACAAAAUUGGAGAAAGCCACAGCAGAGAAAGGGAUGGAAAAUGCUACCACUAUGUGUGCGACAGCACUUGUAAGAGACCAACCAGAACUGAAGUAGAAUGUACACCACCAACAACCACCCCUCCAACCACCACGACAUGUGCCUGUCAUCAUGAGGGAAGAAUGUAUCAGCCAGGAGAGAAAUUAGAAGGAAGUGAAAGAAGAGAGAGGAAUGGAAAAUGUUACCACUAUGUAUGUGACAUCACCUGCAGGCGACCAAUCCGAAGUGAAGAACCAUGCCCAACAACUACACCAACAACGACAACCACCACAUGUGCCUGCCAUCACGAGGGAAGAGAAUACCUGCCAGGGCACAAAAUCGGAGGAAGCCACAGCAGAGAAAGGGAUGGAAAAUGCUACCGCUAUGUGUGCGACAGCACUUGUAAGAGACCAACCAGAACUGAAGUGGAAUGUACACCACCAACAACAACCCCUCCAACCACCACAACAUGUGCCUGUCAUCAUGAGGGAAGAAUGUAUCAGCCAGGAGAGAAAUUACAAGGAAGUGAAAGCAGAGAGAGGAAUGGAAAAUGCUACGACUAUGUAUGCGACAGCACUUGCAGGCGACCAACCCGAAGGGAAGUGACAUGUACACCAACUACACCAACAACAACAACCCCUACAACCACCACCACAUGUGCCUGCCAUCACGAGGGAAGAGAGUACCUGGCAGGGCACAAAAUUGGAGAAAGCCACAGCAGAGAAAGGGAUGGAAAAUGCUACCACUAUGUGUGCGACAGCACUUGUAAGAGACCAACCAGAACUGAAGUAGAAUGUACACCACCAACAACCACCCCUCCAACCACCACGACAUGUGCCUGUCAUCAUGAGGGAAGAAUGUAUCAGCCAGGAGAGAAAUUAGAAGGAAGUGAAAGAAGAGAGAGGAAUGGAAAAUGUUACCACUAUGUAUGUGACAUCACCUGCAGGCGACCAAUCCGAAGUGAAGAACCAUGCCCAACAACUACACCAACAACGACAACCACCACAUGUGCCUGCCAUCACGAGGGAAGAGAAUACCUGCCAGGGCACAAAAUCGGAGGAAGCCACAGCAGAGAAAGGGAUGGAAAAUGCUACCGCUAUGUGUGCGACAGCACUUGUAAGAGACCAACCAGAACUGAAGUGGAAUGUACACCACCAACAACAACCCCUCCAACCACCACAACAUGUGCCUGUCAUCAUGAGGGAAGAAUGUAUCAGCCAGGAGAGAAAUUACAAGGAAGUGAAAGCAGAGAGAGGAAUGGAAAAUGCUACGACUAUGUAUGCGACAGCACUUGCAGGCGACCAACCCGAAGGGAAGUGACAUGUACACCAACUACACCAACAACAACAACCCCUACAACCACCACCACAUGUGCCUGCCAUCACGAGGGAAGAGAGUACCUGGCAGGGCACAAAAUUGGAGAAAGCCACAGCAGAGAAAGGGAUGGAAAAUGCUACCACUAUGUGUGCGACAGCACUUGUAAGAGACCAACCAGAACUGAAGUAGAAUGUACACCACCAACAACCACCCCUCCAACCACCACGACAUGUGCCUGUCAUCAUGAGGGAAGAAUGUAUCAGCCAGGAGAGAAAUUAGAAGGAAGUGAAAGAAGAGAGAGGAAUGGAAAAUGUUACCACUAUGUAUGUGACAUCACCUGCAGGCGACCAAUCCGAAGUGAAGAACCAUGCCCAACAACUACACCAACAAGUAAGUACUUGCCACUAAACAAGAGACAUGCUAACACUGAGGGAGAUUUCAAGAUGCUGGCAGUAGAGAUAAAAGUCAGAUCUAUCCAAUCACCCGGAACAGUUUUGAAACAAAAAUAGAAGAGGCC
This is a messenger RNA of Xenopus laevis (African clawed frog), 9539 nucleotides long. RefSeq names its product mucin-2. The record is from RefSeq and is a predicted model, not a curated record. The coding region runs from base 1 to 9531 and encodes 3176 amino acids. Lineage: Eukaryota; Metazoa; Chordata; Amphibia; Anura; Pipidae. The transcript has 89 exons.